Messenger RNA from Parnassius apollo (apollo), 444 nucleotides. NCBI's taxonomy places the organism in Eukaryota, Metazoa, Arthropoda, Insecta, Lepidoptera, Papilionidae. The record is from the annotation of a GenBank genome assembly.
AUGAUUGUAUUGAAAGCAAAAGUAUUCAAUGAUGGGCGAUAUACAGGAGAAAAUAUAGCGGCAAAGUUAGAAACUAUGUUGUCAUCAUGUGUAAUUCCCAAAGAAAACGUAUUAUGUAUUGUAAGAGAUGGUGACACUAACAUGAAAAAAGAAAUAACUCGAGAACUAAGUGCAGCCAAUGUUUUCAUAUCAUCUGUGAUUCCGUUAUUGGCCACUCUGGAAAAGGUGAUUGAUGAAUAUAAUGCACCUGACGAGUGCAUUAGGAACACUAUACUUGUUUUAAAACAAGAAAUGAGACACAGAUUUUCUCACUUAGAAAACGACAUAUUAUUUGCUACAGCAACGUUUAUUGAUCCUAGAUACAAAACGAAAUUCUUCAAAAAUCCUUCAACAAAAGAUCAAGUCAUGAAAAAUAUUUUAGAUUCACUUGGAGAUGAGGACUAA